AUGGCUUCAGGAGGAGAACAGCAGGCAACCACCUCGGGCAAUCAGCAGGCACCUUGCGCAAAUAAUGGUAGCGCGCAAGCAGCGGCCAUGCCCUCCGACCCGCAGGCCUUCGCUCAAUUUUUCCGGGCGUUUGAAACAUUCUAUAGGCAAUGUAGGCCUGGGAAUUUAGCUCCCCUCGUCCCCAACCCAUCACAGGAUGUUAUUCCGGAUACACCGCCCAGCAAUCAAGGGCAGCUAGGAAUCCCAGGACCAGCGGGGGCCAGUGCCCAAGCCGAAACGUCCGGUACGGGUCGGCCGAAUACCCGUGCCCAAGCGGCCAGUUCUAGGAAGGCCAAUCAAGGCACGGGAAAAGGUAAGGCACCGUCAAAAGUUCCUGGCAAGGGUAAGGUCACUUCCAAGGGUGCGAGCUCCAAUACUUUCUCACAGGCGGUAGACAUACCUAGUGUGUUCCAGGAGCGGCAGCCCCAGCAUAACUCUACCGAGGACAGUGAGAAUUCCGGCGGGGAGGAAGAGCGCAGGGAACACCAAGUGGCUCAGCCGGUGGCCGAGGCGAAUCCGACCAUCGUCGAGGUCCAGGGCGGCAAGCGGAAGUGUAAGAAGAAGCACACGUCCGCCAAGAAGAGGAGCAGGCAAUCCGAGACGGAAGAUGAGACAGGUACGUCAUCUUCUGAUUCGGACAGCGACUGUCCCAUGGAUGGUUACUGGGGCUUGGGAGAAGGGAAUCACGGGAUUCCACUGUGGGCUCACGAAAGGAGGGCCAACUCUCACCGUAAAACGUUUAAUGGAGUAUUGGACUGGAAGGAUGGGGCCCUGGUUGAGGAUGUAAAGGUGGCUACCGAUCAGUCCACCGAUUUUAUAUUGGGGAAUCAUUUGUCCCAGAAGAAGAGGAAUAAGAUCCUCAAUGGCGAUUACGUAGACAUGUUUACCCUGCUCCCUCCAACAAAGCUGUUAGGUAAAGGUGAAAAGAGGCGAUCUUCUGGUAAAGGAAGAUACCGGACCCCCAGGGCGGAGCGCACGUUCGAAAACUGGCUAGACGGGUACCAAGUUUUCAUGGGAGUUGUUUGCGCGGCGUAUCCUCGGAGAUCCAUGGAUUUGGUGGCCUAUUUAGCUCAUGUUAGGCGGGCUCACUCUCUCGCGGGGGAGCAUGCCGCGCUAAUGUAUGACGAGAAUUUUCGUAGAAAUGCUUCUCUCCUCCCUACCACUCGAUGGGACCUAACGGACCCUAACUACUGGGGCGAGGACGUGAACCCGUAUAUUGAAAAGAAAAACCCGGGAUCGACAUUGACCAAGGCUGGUAAGACUGAGGUGAAGCGGCGUCGCCUCUGCUGGGAGUUCAACAGGGGUGUAUGCUCCAGACCCGCCUGUAAGUAUUUACACGAAUGUGACAGGUGCUGGGGUAAUCACCCCGCCUCUUCGUGCUUUAAGAACAAGCAGCAGCCCUUUCGGGGGGGCAGGGGUACUUCCACAACAACAAUAGAGGUGCCCCCGGACCUUCAAACCAGGGACCCGGCAAUCGCCAAUAACCCGCAUCUUGGCCUCGCCUUCUCCCCCGUUCGCUCCACCUUGGGCUUCUUCCGGUGCAGCAGAAAAUAGGGCGUGUCUCCUACAACAGAGCUAUAGGACCUGUUCAAAGUGAAGCUGGCAGCUUUCCAAGCUUCGACCCAAAAGCUCUGAGGCAAACCAGAGUCAAACAGUAGAGCGUCAGCUGCCUCAGCUAACGUUUUGUUCCUGCGCGCCGCUACGCCAUUCUCCUGCGGAGAAAAAGCAACCGUCAACCUGUGACUUAUCCCCUUCUGGCGGAAGAAACUCUGCAGAGCAGACCCAGUGAACUCUCCGCCUCGGUCACUCUGAAAGCUCUGCACCUUGGUGGAAAACUAGUUCCACCGCCGCAACCCAGUCUUCGAUCAGUUGAGCUGCCUCGCUUUUCCGUUUAAGCGAGAAGAUCCAGCCGUUCCUCAAAAAAUCAUCUGUCAGUGUGAGCGCAUACCUGGCUCUGCCCAGACUCGGUACUGGCAUGGGUCCACAAAGGUCUGUAUGCACUAGCUCAAAAGGCCUGGUGGUUACCCUCUCCGAUCUGGGAUAACUGCACCUUUUUAUCUUUGCUCUUUUGCACGCCCUACAAUCCAGAAAUUUAUCACAUGCUUUCAUCUUGCAACCCUCAGUGUACUCUGGUAACUUCUGGAUAUAUAACUUCUGCGACAUUCUCCUGUGCCACAAGUGAGCACACGAAUCAUGUGUGGGAACGUUAGCACACUGCGCCUGUGCUGUCUCAGUGUUCCCCUUACCCUCCAGAGGUGUCUCCAGAACAAAGAGGUUGUUCUGACAUGCAACAUUGACCAGUUGUUUCCCACCCCUGGAAAUAGAACAGACAUCAUUUUCAAAGCAAACCUUAUAACCCUCUUUUACAAGAGCAGAUACAGAUAAAAGACAACACUUCAUUCCUGGCACAACGUAGACUUCCAGCUCUGCCUGUAAAAAAGAAACAAACACAUUUCCAACAGUGGUCAAUUGUCUCUGUGAGCCAUCAGCAAGAGUGACUGUUUUCCCAGUUGAAACAGCCCUGCAGUUCCACAUUUCCACAUCAGGUGAUGGCUGGCUCCUGAGUCGAUGACCCAAUGCAGCAUGCUGCCCUCACCGGAGUUGUCCUUCAGCGUUGCCAUAGAGGCAGCUAGGUGAUAAGAAGAACCGUCCUUCUCACUUCCUCUGUCACGUCCUCCCUUUGCAUUCCCACGCUGGCCUCCUCUCCUAGACUGGCUGCCAUGGAAACCUGGCUGGCUGCCAUGAGGACUUGGCUGACUGCCAUGGGAAGUGACCUUGGAGACAUCCUGCCCAGCCUCUCUGGCUCUCCUCGGACAGGAUCGUCGCAAAUGGUCAACAGACCCGCAGACAAAACAAUGAUGAGUGGAAAAAGCCUGAACUGUGCCUUCUGGCUUGGCCCCCCCUCUGUUGCCGGCAGGGCACCCUGCGCCAGCUCGGCCCUCUUUGAGACAGCGUUCCUCCUCGUCACAGAAACGACCAGUCACAUAUUGCAGCGUAAGAUCCGCUUGCAACAGUCUCAGCUUGUUGAAAACAGAGAGCACCUUAGUCACAUGCUGUCUGAUGCUAUCACCAGGACGCAGCUUCAGCUCAAACAAGCUUCUGGUGGUGUGGAUCUUUGCCCCAGCUGUGGUCCUGUGGUGCACUCUCUCUAG
Messenger RNA from Podarcis lilfordi (Lilford's wall lizard), 3191 nucleotides. Lineage: Eukaryota; Metazoa; Chordata; Lepidosauria; Squamata; Lacertidae. The record is from the annotation of a GenBank genome assembly.